Rhizophagus irregularis DAOM 181602=DAOM 197198 is the source of this 1953-nucleotide messenger RNA. The record is from RefSeq and is a predicted model, not a curated record. Lineage: Eukaryota; Fungi; Glomeromycota; Glomeromycetes; Glomerales; Glomeraceae.
AUGUUUCGCAAUCGUUACGUCUCUUUUAAUCAUCGUCAAAAUUAUAUAAGAUACCCACAUAAUACAUUUAAUGUGUCUUUGGAUGAUGAAGAAAAUAUUAAUGAAGAAACUGACUAUGUUGAACCAAAUAAUUAUGAGACGCCAAAUGAAACAGAAACUGACUAUAAUGAACCAAAUAAUUAUGAGUCGCCAAAUGAAACAGAAACUGACUAUGAUGAACCAAAUAAUUAUGAGUCGCCAAAUGAAACAGAAACUGACUAUGAUGAACCAAAUAAUUAUGAGUCGCCAAAUGAAACAGAAACUGAUUAUUUAAUACCAAAUGAAAACUUACUUAAUGAAAUAUUAAAUGAUGAAAUUGAUGAUGAAAUUGAUUAUGAAGAUUAUUUUGAUGAUGAAAUACUGAACGAUAAUGAAAUGUCAAUAGAUUCUAACAAUGGAACUCUAAAUGAAGAAGAACCUGAUAAAAUUGUUGAUAAGGCAUUAAAUAGUGAACAAGUACCAUCUAUGAGUGGAGUAUUUGCGCCAUAUUUUGAAAAUUUUACCACUACUCAAGCUUAUGAUGAAUUAGUAGAUAUAAUUCGUCAUCCACAAUUUAAAAGAGAAGAUGUUGUAACAAACAUUCGUCAGUUUAGAAAGUAUCGGCAAAGAUUACCUUUACUUCCAAUUAAAACACGAAAAAUUCAUAUUUCAAGCCAAAAAACACCAUCUACUUCCCAAAAUAUCAAGGAAAUGUAUUAUCUAUCCAUUACUGAUAUCAUUUGGCAUUCUCUCAAUAACCCUUCAUUAUUUAGUAAAAUGUACUUUGGACCAGGCCAAAUAGUCAAAAGAAAUCGCGAACUUUGGCAUGGGACCAUAUGGAAAGAAUCCCCACGAUUUGGGCAUGCAUCUUUUCAAAUGAAUGGAACAACAUACAAUUGUGGAGAGUUUAUAGUUUAUAAAGAAUCAAUAACAAGAAACAAUUUUGGUCAAAUCUUAGCAAUAGUGGAUACAGAUGGCAAGCUCAAAAUAUUAGUUCAACGUAUUAUACAAUUUGCCGAAUUGCCAACCAACUUGCAAAGCAGAAAUCGAAGAGAAAGAUCAUAUAAUGAAGUGUGGCUGUUAGAUCGAGAAAUGGAAAAUGCAAUCAUAAUAAUUGAAUUACAAAAGAUUGUUAGACUUGCCACAAUAAUUAUUCUCUACAAUGAAGACAAUAUUAAUAAUAUUACUUCAAUUUUUAUUCGUGAAAUUUUAUAUAAACAUCAAGGGCAUUGGAAAUUAAGAAAUGUUGCAUAUUCUUAUCGCCAUCCUUCAGAAUUUGCUGCAUUAGAUGAGCUGGUAACAAAUCUUCCAAUCUAUAAGCUAUAUAUUGACUUAUAUUACGAUGAUUUUGGAACAUUUAGAAAUUUUUGUCCCAUUUGGGGUUCUUUUAAUGAAUUCAUUUGGCCUUUUGUUGAUGAGAUGAAGCAGCUGGAAAAAGGAAUAAUAAUGGAUGUACAAGGAAAUAGAAGCUUUGUUAUUGCUAGUCUUGGAGAUGUAACUGCUGAUUUACCACAAGGAAAUGAUUUAGCUGGGGUUAAAAGACAUAGUGCCAUAAAAGGAUGCCGUACAUGUAAUGUAUCAAAGGAUUUUUGGACAUCUGAAGGUCUUGAUUUAUCAUUAGUUUCUCGUUAUCAUCAUAUUACUAAUAACCAAUUUGAAGAAAUUUCAUUAGCAGCAAAUAUAACAAGAAGUAAUGAAAUUGCUACAAUGUAUGGAUUACGUCUACAGCCAUCAAUACUCGAUGAAUUAAAAAGAGAAAGGCAUCUUCAGUCACCACAAGAUGUCUAUCAUCUUACAUCUGGCAAAGUGUUAAAAUUUCUCAAGAUAACAAUUGAAGCACUUUCACUGGAAGGAAAAUCUGAAUUCAUCAAGUUUUGGAAAUCAUUUGAAUAUCCAAGAAUAUGGCAAAAACAGGACCCAGAAAUAUAUAUAUAG